Colletotrichum tamarilloi is the source of this 333-nucleotide messenger RNA. RefSeq lists its product as uncharacterized. The record is from RefSeq and is a predicted model, not a curated record. The transcript has 2 exons. The coding region runs from base 1 to 333 and encodes 110 amino acids. NCBI's taxonomy places the organism in Eukaryota, Fungi, Ascomycota, Sordariomycetes, Glomerellales, Glomerellaceae.
AUGAACAGAAUCGCCCUUAGACAAACCAAGCUUUUCGCUGCAUCAGUACCCAGAGUUAGAGCCAUGUCGUCCCAGAACCCCAUCCACAACACUGCCGAGGCCGCCGGCCAAAAGAAGGACACCAGCCCCUCCAAGCCUAGCGUCAUCUCCUCAGAGGGCGCCAUUGGCAAGCAAUUCAACCCUGAUGGUAAUAUCGGCCAGAUUGGCGAAGCCGUUGGUGGCCCAUUCUCGAAGGACGGUGUCAUCGGAAGCCAGUUUGAUGCGAGCAAGGGGGGCAUUGCAGGGACAGUGGAAAAGGCCGUGGAUGGUCCUCGGAAUCCGGCGAAGAAAUAG